Daphnia pulicaria is the source of this 1311-nucleotide messenger RNA. It is a transcript of the gene mEFTs, whose product is annotated as elongation factor Ts, mitochondrial-like. Gene Ontology annotation, biological process: mitochondrial translational elongation. Lineage: Eukaryota; Metazoa; Arthropoda; Branchiopoda; Diplostraca; Daphniidae. Gene Ontology annotation, molecular function: translation elongation factor activity; protein binding. The transcript is spliced from 6 exons. Gene Ontology annotation, cellular component: mitochondrial matrix. The record is from RefSeq and is a predicted model, not a curated record. The coding region runs from base 122 to 1159 and encodes 345 amino acids.
CAGACGAAUUUUUUGCCAAUUUGCUUGAAAAAUCAAAUAGAAUCAGUCCUGACAUCCGUUUAAUUGUGUAAUCGGUGUAAACCAAACUUACGUUUGAACUUUAAACUCAUAUAUUAAUAAAAUGUUAUUCCGCCGAUUAUUUCACCACACUUCUAUUGUUUCUUUCCACUCCAGCAAAGUAAUGACAGCUAAUCAAUCUUUACUCUCAACAUUGCGAAAAAAAACUGGUUAUGCUAUAACAAAUUGUAAAAAAGCAUUAGAAAUGAAUAACAAUGAUAUUGAAAAGGCAGAAACAUGGCUUAAUUCGCAAGCUCAAGCUCAAGGAUGGGCGAAAGCAGCAAAACUACAGAGUAGAUCUACUCCAAACGGACUUGUAGGAAUAAGACUAGAUACAAAGUGUGCUGUUAUGGUGGAAGUAAACUGUGAAACAGAUUUUGUUUCAAAAAAUGAGAAAUUUCAAACCCUUGUAGCACAAAUUACAGAAACUUGUUUCAAAAAGUCAUUAGCCACAGUUUCUGCACUAGACACUACUCAAGAAUCAAGUUUAGUUAAAUUAGGAUUUGAUUCUGAGCAGUUGGGAUCAUUGCAAUUGAAUGACAGUAAAAAUUCUAAACUUUCUGACUUGUUGGCACUUAAUAUUGGACUCAUUGGUGAGAAUAUGGCUGUGCGUCGAGCUGCAGCUCUUUGCGCAACCAGUUCAAAUAUCAAGUUUUCAUCUUGUACCCAUCCACAGCAGGUGUUGGGUGAAUCAUUCCUAGGCAAAUAUGCAGCCGUCUUUGCCUAUGAAGAAUGCCCUCCUUCGGUUGAAACACCAGAAUUGACUGAAAUUAUUGAUUUAGAAAAGCUUCCUAAGCAACUGUGUCAGCAUAUCAUUGGAAUGAAUCCCCGAACCAUUGAAAAGGUAAAUAAAUUGCCAGAAGAAGAACCAGCAGAAAAACCACCAAGUGAUGAAAAAGCGGAACAGUCGUCAAGCGAAGAAAAAGCGGGAAAAUCACCAAGCGAAGAAAAAAAAGAAAAAUCAUCAAGUGACGAAGAAUCAGCUCUAUAUCACCAAGAAUUUCUUGCUUAUCCUGAAUUCACAGUACGGGAAGUUAUGUCUCAUGUGGGAUGGGAUAUCAAAGGUUUUUUGCGUUUCGAAUGUGGUGAAAGCCUUGAAUAAGAUGAAACCAAUUUCAGUCAAAAUUUGCUUCUAGUUCACUUCUUAGUAAUUUCAUAGUUUAAAUAAAACUAUUUCCAAGAAGCUGGAUUUUGAUUUAAAAUCUGUGAAUCAUGCUAGUUAGGAUAUAAAUAAAUACAAUUCUUUUUUCAUCA